This is a messenger RNA of Aspergillus puulaauensis, 1455 nucleotides long. Its product is annotated as pepsin-like aspartic protease. NCBI's taxonomy places the organism in Eukaryota, Fungi, Ascomycota, Eurotiomycetes, Eurotiales, Aspergillaceae. Bases 1 to 1455 code for a protein of 484 amino acids. The record is from RefSeq and is a predicted model, not a curated record. Gene Ontology annotation, biological process: proteolysis. Gene Ontology annotation, molecular function: aspartic-type endopeptidase activity. The transcript is spliced from 3 exons.
AUGUGGAAAGUUUCUUCAGUUCUCAGUGCUUUGCUAUUUACUAGAUGUUGGGCGGGUUCAUUGGUGCUUCGACAAAGCGGCUUGCCCGCUGUUGUUGAACUAAAUAUCCGUCGCAACGAUAUCCUGGAUCCCAUAGCGAGAGACCAAACAAGGCGAAAACGAGACAAAACAGUCUCGCAGUUAAUUGAUAAUGAGGAGACGCUCUACUUCUGCAAUGUAACAAUCGGCACGCCAGAGCAAAACCUGCGGUUGAUUCUCGACACUGGUAGCAGUGAUCUUUGGUGUAAUGCUGCAAAUUCAGCACUUUGUUUGUCAUCUAGAGAUCCAUGUCGUGUACCUGGCUCAUUUGACCCAAACUUGUCUUCAUCGUUGUCUUAUGUUUCAUCCGAUUUCAACAUCACGUAUGCAGAUGGGACAGGCGCCGCUGGGGACUACGUAACUGACACACUCCACAUCGGCGGUACAACAGUCAAGGAUUUUCAGUUUGGAAUUGGGUACUCAUCUAGCUCCGCGGAGGGGGUUUUAGGAAUUGGCUACCCAUCGAAUGAGGUCCAGGUCGCUCGUUUUGGGGACGAUGCUUAUCCCAACCUUCCUCAAUUCUUAAUGCAGAAAGGUUUAAUUCAAUCAAGCGCCUACAGCCUGUGGCUGAAUGAUCUUGAAGCAAAUACUGGGUCUAUCCUAUUCGGGGGGGUUGAUACAGAGAAGUAUCAUGGUGAUCUACGGACUCUUCCUGUCCAGAGCAUCAAUGGUGGAUAUUCUGAACUCAUAAUAGCGCUCACUGGUGUCUCGCUCAAUACUAAGUCCAGAGAUCGCCACUUGUCCUCAGGUGCGCUACCUGCAGCGGUACUCCUUGACUCUGGAAGCUCUCUAUCAUAUUUACCAGACUCCAUUGCGGAGGAAAUUUACAGAGAGAUUGGUGUUACUUAUGAGCCAUCCACUGGUGCCGGGUAUAUACCGUGUAGCUUGGCCCAGAAUGACAUCAAUAUAACAUUCACAUUCUCGUCCCCCGAAGUCACUGUUGGCAUCAAGGAGCUUAUUAUAGACGGCGGGGGUCUUCGCUUUUCAAACGGUGAUCGUGCUUGUAUAUUCGGCAUUGUCCCUGCCGGGGACAGCACCGCUGUUCUUGGUGAUACUUUUUUGCGCAGCGCAUAUGUUGUCUAUGAUCUGACAAAUAAUGAGAUAUCGCUCGCACAAACCAGGUUCAAUUCAACCAAGAGCAAUAUCUUUGAGAUACAAAGUGGAGAUGACGCUGUACCUAAUGCGACAAAGGUAUCUAACCCUGUUACCUCCGUCGUGGUAGAUGGCUCGGGGGCGCGAAUUGGGGGGCCGACGGAUAGCGGAAACACAAUACAAUCUACAGACACGGGUGCGGCAUUGGCAUUGGGGGGCGCGGUGAGUGUUCCAGGACGUCUCGCUUUAAGCGCUGUGGUGAUGUGGUAUACAUGGGCUUUUUGA